Molecule: messenger RNA, 2790 nt
Organism: Planococcus citri (citrus mealybug)
Lineage: Eukaryota; Metazoa; Arthropoda; Insecta; Hemiptera; Pseudococcidae
Exons: 4
Coding region: 200-2428 (742 amino acids)
Source: RefSeq, a predicted model, not a curated record
UUUUUUUUUCACGUGUGCAAUCAAUUUCAGCUGUUUCGACUUUUUCAGUGAUUCUGUUUUUUAAUUUGAAACACUGUACCUACUCAGUCGUUUCAAAUAAGUGGUAAUGUACGUUCGUACCAUGUUGGACUUUACUGUUUGAGUAAACAAUUGGUUCUGUUGGAAGGUUUCUAGCUUUUCUCCUUCGAUCUGUUUCGUCAUGAUUGCUAUUGAUUUAUUCCGUGGUCUGUGUUUACAAGCAGUAAUUGUUUCACAUCUGAUUGGAUAUUCCUGCACGGAGAACAUCGCAAGUACUCGAAUGUUGAUGGUCAGCGAUGACAAUCAUCAUUUCAGAACUCAAGUUUUCAGAACGGGGCUAUCUAGUCAACCUGAACUGAACGUUGUUAAUGCGCAUAUCCAUACCUUUCAUGAACUUGUCUGCGGCAGCAAAUCCUUCGUUGAUACGUCCUUACUCAUUCCAUUCAUAGCCGACAAUAAAAGAGUUUUAGUGACUCUACCACGCGCGUUUGGGAAAUCGAUAAAUUUGAUGAUGAUCUACACCUUUUUUAAAAUGGAAAUUCGAAAAAGCACUUUGAUACCGGUUCCACGUAAUGAAACCAAAGCAUUCCAAAUGUUCGAAUUAGGAAGAGCAUUUUGCAAUGGAAAAUUUGAACCGCUGCAGGAUAAAUUCCUCGUGACUAAUUACAAAGAAGAACGGUUCUAUAGAGGAAUGGGAUCUACUCCGGUAGUGUACAUUAAUUUUGGAUGCCCGCCGUAUUUAAGUGAUUUCGAAAGUGUGUGUCGAUAUUUAAAAGGUGUACUGAGACGUUCUUUAUUAAGACACAAUUACAUACUACAUGCAGCAGCAUCAUCCCAACGUGUUCAAAAUUUUCAAGCACGCUUCAAAGAAAUAAAUGAUCGGGUGAGUUUGAAUUCUGAAUUCGCAAAUGAGGUAACUUUGAUCCAAAUAAUUCCCCAAUUAAUCGAUUUACUAUAUAAAAUAUUUGACAAGAAUGUUCUUGUACUCGUAGAUAAGUACGAUUCUAUCAUGAAUCAUAUUCAUUUUACAUCCGCCAACAUCUCAGAACUUGACAAACAGCGAACCAUGAUGUUCCUCGCCUCAUUCUUCGGACACUUCACUAAACACAACGAAUACGUCAGCAACGUUUUCAUGACCGGUAUCAUGAACUGGAUGGGCGUACAUUUUUUCACGGAUAUAGCCAGGUUGAGUAUCCAUUCUAUUCGUGGUGGAGAAGCCACCCAGUUUUACGGUAUGGAAGAAGAUAUCGUGAGGGAAUUGUUAAAUGAUAGUGGACUAUUGCAUACGAUGGACAAAGUAAGACUUUUUUACGAUGGGUACAAUUUCGGCGAUUCGUCUGGACAAAAAUUAAUCAAAAAAUAUAAUCCUUGCGCCAUAGCUUGUUUCAUUGAGGCAAAAGAAAUUUCCAGAGAUAUGAACGAGUGGACGAAAACGACCUCGAAAAUACUAAAACCGUUAUUGAGGUACAAGAAGUUCCACGAGUACUUUUUGGCGCUGAUUUCGUACGAUGAAUUCGCGUUUAAAGUGAACAUUCUUCGGGGGGCGACGUUCAACAUGCCCCAGAUGGAUAUGCUGACAAGCGCCCUACAACAAGCAAACGUUGCUCCAAAAAGUGAUUGGUAUGCUCUUGAAAGUCCUCGUGGAUUGGUUGAUGUGGCAUUAUAUUUAUUUCUUGCGACCGGAUAUUUGACCAGAUCUGAGCAACGAACAACUCCCUGUUCCAAUAAUACCGAUUACUUUGGAUCUAGAUGUUACUACUCGUAUUUUCCUGUCAAAAUCACUAACCAGGAAAUUCGGAACGCUCUAGUAUCUGAGUACUUCAUGUACAUCAGUGAAACGUCGUGUCUUCCCGAGCAGGCUAAGAUCAUCGAAUGGCGCACAUCACUUACCAAAUUGGCCCAAAAAUUAAGCGAUGUGUUGCAAGCUAGGCAGCCGGAUUAUGAAGAAUUUGCCAAAGCUUUUGAACUUAUGCUUGGCUGCUAUACUAACAUAACCUACGAGAUGAGAAGAAGCGAACAAAAAGCGUACGCGAACGAAGCCCUGUACGAGUCUCUAUUCACGAGUGUCAUACAUUAUAACAUGUUGAAGAUUGGCAUUAAACGCCAAGAAAAUCAAUACCGAAUAGAUGGGUUUAGACCGACUGUAGUUUGUGAAGCUGCUAACGGCACCCUUACCAUAUUUGAAGUGAAAUAUUUGCCAGGCGAUUGUAAUAUGCAAGAUGUUGUAGAAAUGUUGGAUAAUGCAGGUCGUCAAUCGAUCGAAUAUGCCAAAUGGUACUUGACUGGACCAGGUCACGUCAAAAUUGUUCUUCUUCUUGUGAAAGAAUCUGACCAUGGUGUCGUAUUGCGCACCUAUACCCUCAAGAACAAUGAUAUCAGAUUGUGGACGUGGGUUCCUGCAACCUAUUGACCACAUUUGAGUAAAAAUACAACUAAAGUUGACCAUAUUACCUUUGAAAUCGGGUACCGAUCCUGUGUCCAUGGUCCAAAGUCGGUCGCAAGGGUCGAUAUUGACUCGGUACCAAGACUGAGACGAUGUUACCUGAGGUUUGCUGUCUGGAUGGAAUGAUGUCAACAAAGGCACGUUUUUGUUCGAAUCUGCAACAUGAAAAAAAUUUAUUCAAAGGCACACGAAUCUCUUCAUCUCAGAGUACUUUAAUUGAUCUACAGUUUAAAAAUGUGUUAUUAUUGAAUAUUGAUACCUACCAUUGGAACAUAAAUUUCAAUAAAUCGAAUUACAAUGAUAAUACAUACAUACCUACUUAAUGUAAA